CGGGGCGGCUCCGCUGCUCCACUCCGCCUCCCCCUCCUCUUUCUUGCUGUCACAUUCCUACCACUUGAGUCAGGCCUGGAGGCGGCAGCAGCGGCGGCGGCGGCGGCGAGCGGGCUGCUGGCUGCACCAGGAAGCGCAGGGCCCGCACCAUGUAACCCAGGCGGAGGCAGACCAGCAGCCGAGCAGGGCGAGGAAGGGAAGCCGGCCUGGCCAUGGGGGACGGCGGAGCAGAGGAGGAGAUGGUGGAGCUGCCCCUCACCGACGCAAACUUGACAGGCCAUGAAGAGAAAGUUGGCAUGGAAAACUUUGAACUACUCAAGGUCCUGGGUACUGGAGCCUACGGGAAGGUGUUUCUGGUGCGCAAGCUCAGCGGUCACGACGCCGGCAAACUGUACGCAAUGAAGGUGCUGCGUAAAGCAGCCAUAGUGGCCAAGGCCAAGACAACGGAGCACACGCGCACUGAACGAGCAGUGUUGGAACACGUGCGGCAAUCGCCCUUUUUGGUGACGCUCCACUAUGCCUUCCAGACGGACUCCAAGCUCCACCUUAUCCUAGACUAUGUGAGCGGUGGGGAGCUGUUUACCCAUUUGUAUCAGCGGGACCACUUCUCCGAGGACGAAGUGCGCUUCUACAGCGGGGAAAUCAUUUUGGCACUUGAACACUUACACAAGCUUGGCAUAAUCUAUCGUGAUGUGAAGCUGGAGAACAUCUUGCUGGACAGCGAGGGGCACGUGGUCCUCACGGACUUCGGACUGAGCAAGGAGUUUGUAACUGAGGAUAAAGAACGGACUUUCUCCUUUUGCGGCACCAUCGAAUACAUGGCCCCGGAAAUCGUAAGGAGUAAGAGCGGGCACGGCAAGUCUGUGGACUGGUGGAGUUUAGGACUCUGGGCCUUGAACUCGCCGUUGAUUGAGGUGCCUCAGCCUUCACGCUUGGAGGGCUUGAAGAACUCUCGAGCUGAAGUGUCCAGGCGGAUCCUAAAAUGCAACCCUCCGUUCCCGUCGCUCAUUGGCCCUGUGGCCCGUGACCUGCUCCAGAAGCUGUUAUGUAAAGACCCCAAGAAGCGUCUGGGCUCGGGGCCCACAGGAGCACAGGAAAUCAAGGAGCACCCCUUUUUCAGGGUGAGGCACACACCAGUGAAACCUACCCGCAUCCAGCAGCUCCCUUUCCUUCCCCAGGAAAGACACAUUCUUCCUCUAAGAACUUCAAGGGAGGAAUUCACCAGCCUGGAGCCCAUCUACUCCCCUGCAGGGACUCCUCCCAGCCUCGACCGAGUCUUCCAGGGAUAUUCCUUCAUUGCUCCUUCCAUCCUUUUCAACCGCAACGCUGUGACAGCUGACGUGCUGGGGGCAGUGCUGGACUUGGAGCGCCCAGGAAGUGCGGCCGUGGCCCGCAGUGCCAUGAUGAAGGAUUCUUCAUUCUUCCAACAGUACGAGAUGGACUUGAAGGAGUCGCCCCUUGGUGAAGGCAGCUUCUCCUUGUGCCGCCGGUGCCGCCAGCGGCAAAAUGGGGCUGAAUUUGCUGUCAAGAUCAUCAGUAAAAGGAUGGAAGUGAAUACGCAGCGGGAAGUGGCCGCCCUGCAGAUCUGUGAAGCCCAUCCAAACAUUGUCAAGUUACACGACGUCCAUCAUGACCAGUACCACACGUACCUGGUGAUGGAGUUGCUUCGGGGCGGGGAACUCCUGGACCGCAUCAAGAAGAAGCAACACUUCAGCGAAUCGGAAGCCAGCCAGAUCAUGCGCAGCCUCGUUUCUGCCGUCAGCUUCAUGCACGAUGCCGGUGUGGUGCACCGUGACCUCAAGCCCGAGAACAUUCUGUAUGCAGACGAGUCAGAGGGAGCACCGGUGAAAGUGAUCGACUUUGGCUUUGCUCGCCUGCGACCCCAGAACUCGCAGCCCAUGCAGACGCCGUGCUUCACUUUGCAGUAUGCUGCACCUGAGCUCUUGCAAGAUGGGGGCUAUGAUGAGUCCUGCGACCUCUGGAGCCUGGGUGUCAUUUUGUACACCAUGCUAUCCGGGCAGGUCCCCUUCCACAGCAACCAGGAAGGGAGCUCAGCAAACCAUGCGGCUGAGAUCAUGCACAAGAUCAAAGAGGGGCAGUUCUCCCUGGAGGGCGAGGCCUGGAAGAACGUGUCCGAGGAAGCAAAGGAGCUGGUUAGAGGUCUCCUCACCGUGAACCCUGCCAAGCGGCUUAAGAUGUCCAGUUUGCGUUAUAGCGAGUGGCUCCAAGAUGGCAGUGCCCUCUCUUCCACGCCUCUUAUGACUCCAGAUAUCCUGGAAAGCUCAGGGCCGGCUGUGCGGACCGGCGUCAACGCUGCCUUUAUGGCCUUCAACAAGGGCAAGCGUGAAGGCUUUUUUCUGAAGAGCGUGGAGAAUGCCCCCCUGGCCAAGCGCCGCAAGCUGAAGAUGUCCAGCACCGGGGCCGAAGCACGCCGCAGCAGCAGCUCUUCCUCUUCCUCCUCGGGCUCCUCCUCGGCAGCUUCUUCCCGCCCCCACAAAGCCAAGGUUCCUACCAGUCGCCACGACCCGCCCUCGUAGCACCUCCUGGAAGGGGGUGCCCUCAGAAGGGCAGGAGGGGGAAAUGGGUAUUUAUUGUCUGUGUUGCUGUUGGGGGAGGAAGCCUCCUCCUCCUCCGCCCCCUCAUUUCCCACCCCCCAUGUGAUGUGGUAUCUUCAUUCAUAAUGGGGUCUAUUGUGUUGUUCAAGGUGGCAAAGGUCUGUCGGGGAAAACACUGUGUCUGCAGGGAGAGAGAGAACUCCCGAAGGAUCCACUGGAGAGGGACGUUUGUUGCAGGGAAAACGGGAAAGCGGCCAGGCGGUCAGGGCCCAGGCGUGCCACUUUUUAAAAUGCCAAAUCAAGAUCCAUUUCUGAUGGUGGUUCAGGGGCUGCUGCCCUGGCUCAAGGACGUGGCCAAGGGAGAUUCCCAAGGUCAAGCGACGCACUGCCGGUCUGUCCUCCCAAAGCACAAGAGGGCAGGUCCCUUUCCCCAAGCCCUGGGGCUGGAUUCGGACAGCAAAGGGCGAGGGUUACAGAUUAGCUGUGAACAACUGCCCAGCCAAAAAAAAAUGUUGGAUGGGAAGGAGAUGUUUUCUUUAUUUGUAACGCCAUUUUUAUAAGAAUGAGAGAGGGAGUCUACUCAUCUUAAACCCAAAGCCAGACCUUUGCAGGUGGGCAGAGUGAAUCUUUUCUCCUGUGCAAUCUCAGUGCAGCUGCAACCCAUGCCCCACCACCCGUGCCCUGCUUUGGUGCCUUUUUAACCUGGCACAAAUUGAGCAGGUAAAGAUUCUCCUGGCAUGACAAUCCAAGUGUUUGGGAAAUCUACGCCUAUUUAAUUUCUGCAUCUUUGACUGUUAAAGGCACAAAGCAGGACUAGAUUUUUUUUUAUGUGGCAACCCAGAAUCCUGUUCUGAGAAAGAUGGAAAGGAAUGAAGAGUAUCACAGGAAGAAGAAAAAAUAAUCCAUCUUAUUUGAUAUAGGAUAUGACUUCUUGCACCCCUGCUCAGGGGAGGGGAAGGCUCAGAAGCCAAACAGGAACUUUUGCGGGAGUGGGGAGGUGUCUGCCUAAACCUGCCAAUUUGGGGCAAAGGAUCUUCAAUUUUUUGCCUUAUAAGUCCCAGUAGAAACUACUUACUGGGAGAAUCUAAGCUCAGGCACUUCAGGAAAAACAAGGGUUGAGGGGGAGGGGACGUCAAGGGGGAGGGAGAGUAUAUUUUUAGGAAAAGAAAGAGAAUGUUUGUAUUUUUUAUCUGACAUAGUGAAGGUGAAUGUGGGAGUUUUCUCAGAUGGCACAAUAUAGAAUGGUGGGGGGGGAGGGGAAAAUCACUCAUUCGUUACCCUAAGCAGGAAUCUAUCCCCCUUUCACCACCUUAAAGAGACGUGAGACUAAGUGUAGAAACAUUUUAAAAGGAUGGGACUACAUUCAAUCAUUAAAACACAAAUUGAUUAAAUAAUCCCUUUUACAGACCAGAAAAGGAGAUUUUUUUUCUAAAACUGGUAUUUCACACAUUGGGGAAGAAAAAACCAAUUAUAGAUUUUUAAAAUUCUUCUGUGGUGGAAAGUGCUAUCGAGCCACAGCUGACUUAUGGUAACCCCGUUGGGCUUACAAAGGAAGAGACAUUUGCCUCCGUAUGGAUGAGAGAGUUCUGAGAGAACUGACUGCCCAAGCUUACCCAGCAGGCUUCAUAUGGAGGAGUGGGGAAUCAAACUCAGUUCUCCAGAUCAGAGUCUGCCACUCUUUAACUAAUGUACCACAUUGGCUCGCUUGUGGCAGCAUAUGGAUUCCAGUUUCACUAACGUGCUGAAACCCCAUAAAAUUCACAGUAAAAUAGAUUCAGCUCAUCAAGCUAUUUUGACACUUGUGUAGAAAUUUCAUUUCCAAACUUAAGCUAUUUUCUUUUUUAAAUGACAACUACCCUUUUGGUGACUUUUUUUGCAUUUUUAUGACAAUUUGGUGACGCCGUCAUAAACAAUCACCAAGUACGUUUAAAUUAAUUUAACUUAAAUUGAACAGCGCAACCAACUGUGGUUUGGGAGUACAGGGAUAUUCAGUCUUAGGGGCUUUUUAGAUUCACUUCCUCCUCACCUUUUAUUUGCAACCAGCUAAACUUCUAGAUUCAUGACAGACCGUCAAACUUCAAACCACGGUUUGCACUCUUCCCUACAAGCCAGGUUUAGAAUCCUGAUUUAUAUGGAAGAAUGGAAACCAGGCCUAGGCAGUCUUUUUGACCCCAAAAGAUUGCCUAUACCUGCUUCAUAUGCUUCCAUUGCCCAGGCUUGUUCACAUACUUGUCAACUUGAAGUGUUCCUUCUGUUAGUGAUUUCUGGCUAAUUGAAGUGGAAUAAAAUUCAGAAUUGCACUGUCAAUUCUGAAACACUGAAAAAAGUGCUCCAUCAGGGAGUGUUGCCUGAAGUAAAGGGGCAAAUAGAUACAGAGUGAUUUUUGAGACGCUGUCCUCCCUACCUUACAGAAGGCUGAUUCUCAUUUGUAUGCAAGACCAGAACGGAGUGCACAUUUAUAGUCUGGAGUAUAUAACCCAGAAUUUUUAGGAAAAUGUUCUCAUAUGAAGAACAUGAAAAGGCUCUGAAAGAGGGGCUGAGAAAGAGGGGAAAGCGUGGCACUUUUAAAGGGGAGUGCAAUUAGACACCUGAACUACCUGGAAACUUUGAAGGGUGGGGGGUGCAGAAGGAAUGGUUCUUGCCUCCCACCUAAAUAUUUUUUUUAAGAAAUAGUUAAUCUGUUUGACUGGCUUCACUGACUGCCAGAGUCCACUAUAAAUGAGUAGCAGAGACAUCCUCACGAACUUUUCAGUAACAUCCACCACUGUGAACGGCCACAAAAGAUGGCUCUCAUCCUACUUACCCAUUAGACUAUUCUGGUCUUCAUUUAACCACUUCCUGUUCCUUUUUAAAAUCUCCAUUUUCUUGCUUCGGGGAUUGGAGGGAGUUUUCUUUCAAGAAAGACAAGCCUUUCCCCACCCCACUCCUAGUAAAUACCAUCCUUUUCUCCAAACAUCAGUUUGGGAAGGUGUAAAUGGAUCUAGUUCCUAGAUGGGGUACAGGAGACAUAUAACUCACGCCCGAGGGCAUUUUCCAGUAUCUUAAGGAAUGGCCGAGUGGGGGCUAAAGAAUUAAGUUUUUGUCGCUCUCUGUUGUUGGAAGUGAAUUGACAGCACUUAACACAGAGAGAUUAUGAUCUGCGGGAAAGGUGUGUGGGUAAUGAAAGAACUCCGGGCAUGUCUGUGCUACUCAUUUAAACCUGUGUCAAACCAGUUUCAAGAGAGUGCCCCAAGAAACACUGGGAAAUGCAGGGAUCUCUGGCACCAAAUUCUCAGCACCGUCACCAAAAAAUCCCCAUCCUAUAUUUUUGCCCUUUUAGAGACGCUACUCAAGAGUUAAUCCAGUUUCAAACCAGUUUGAAUCUGUAGCAGAGAUGUUAGCCUCUUGUGUCUUGCCAGCUGCUCCCCUUCAUUCACAAUUUUUUGCACUUGGCAGCUGUUUUAUUUGGGGAGUGAGGGGGACUCCCUUCCUCGGGGCAACUGGGUAUAUGUAUGCGUGUGUAUGUAAUAUGUGUGUGUAUGUCUUUACUGCCAUGUCCACCCUCUCUGUUGAAGAUGGUGGGGAGACUGGGUGGAGUGUAUUCUUAAAAGUCCUUCUCUAAGCAGCACAAAAGGCCAAGAAACAGCCAUCAGGGGCAUCUCGUCCAUGCAACCAAACCAUGUGUAUUUUUUAUUUCAAAAUAAAAAUCGCCUCUGAA
Sphaerodactylus townsendi is the source of this 6252-nucleotide messenger RNA. RefSeq names its product ribosomal protein S6 kinase A4 (gene RPS6KA4). The record is from RefSeq and is a predicted model, not a curated record. Gene Ontology annotation, molecular function: magnesium ion binding; protein serine/threonine kinase activity; ATP binding. Lineage: Eukaryota; Metazoa; Chordata; Lepidosauria; Squamata; Sphaerodactylidae. Gene Ontology annotation, biological process: protein phosphorylation; intracellular signal transduction; regulation of DNA-templated transcription.